Messenger RNA from Arachis duranensis, 2186 nucleotides. Its product is annotated as protein SIEVE ELEMENT OCCLUSION C. The record is from RefSeq and is a predicted model, not a curated record. Lineage: Eukaryota; Viridiplantae; Streptophyta; Magnoliopsida; Fabales; Fabaceae. The transcript is spliced from 7 exons. Bases 22 to 2067 code for a protein of 681 amino acids. Gene Ontology annotation, biological process: phloem development.
UCCCUGCUUUCAACUUCUAACAUGCUAGAUGAUAUUCUCAUAAAGAAGCUUCUCCUCACACACGAUCCAGAUGGUCGUUGGUUGGAUUCUGAGACUAUGCUGCAGGCUGUUGGAAGUGUUAUGUUUCAUGCUUCAACAAUAGUGGCUUCUAAUUUAUCCUCUGCCUUCUUUCCAAUUCUGAAGAACGACAUAACCGAAAUUGAACAGCUUGAUUGUCCUGAACCAUUAGGAUGCAUCAUCAGCAAAAUUUCAUACAAGAUUUUCUGCAACUGUAAAUGCUCCGCGGACGGCGAUCUCAAUUCAAGGAUAUUGAGUUUGUUUGAUUUGAUUAAGGAUUAUAGAUGGGAUGCGAAAGUAGUUCUAGUCCUAGCUGCUUUCGCUGCAAGAUAUGGCGAAUUCUGGCAACUCAUACAGCUUCGGCCACAGAACACUUUGGCCGAUUCAAUAGCGAGGAUUAAGCAACUACCCUUCAAUUUAAGGCCACUGCGGCCACAAAUCAAGGCAUUGAGCUUGUUGGUUAAGACAAUGAUGGAUGUGGCAAUGUGCAUUAUUGAGUUUGAAUCUUUUCUACCACAUCAGCAUUUAGAGCUUGGAAAUGAGAAAGUAACUGCCACAAAGUCUCUGGUGUAUGUUGCUGUUUACUGGAUCAUUAGAAGCAGCUUUGCAUGCUUUUGUCAACUCAUGGAUCUCAGAACCAAGAACAAACAUGACCAAGUGUAUUCAGAUUCAACAAUAAUUGCUGCUUGGGAGCUCUCAAGUUUGGCAUAUAGGUUAGGAAGUAUAUGCAACAUUCUCAGAGCACAGGUGGAUUUGUGUCACCAAGAAAUAGAGAGAAACGUACAAGACAAGCUAUUGAAUCUUGCUGAUGAGGUUCACAUUGAUAAUCAGAAGGUUCUCAAUUUAUUGUUUCCUUCAAAGAAUUACUUGCCAUUGAAGGAUUGCUCAAAAAAAGUGAAGCUUGGUGUGACUAAACUGAAAGAUAAGAUAGUUCUUCUUUUAAUCUCAAAGUCGAAGCUACUUGCGCUCGAAGAAUUACUCUUACUAGUUCAGCAAACAUGUGAUCAUCCUUUGAAUGAGAGAUUCAAGGACAGUUAUGAGAUUGUGUGGAUUCCAUUUCCAUCUUCUGGUACAUCAUGGACUGAUGCUGAACAGAGUAGUUUCGAAUUCUUAUCGAAUUCUCUGCCUUGGUAUGCUGUUUGGAAGCCAAGGCUACUAAGCUCAGCUGUCGUGAAGUACAUCAAAGACAAAUGGAACUACAGAGAUGAUCCUGUAAUCGUCACACUCGAUUCGAAUGGAACGGUUGCAAAUUGCAAUGCUCUUGAUAUGAUCAUGAUUUGGGGCGUUCGAGCUUAUCCGUUUUCAGCUUCAAAAGAGGCAGAGCUCUGGGAAGACCAGAAUCUCACAAUGCAACUUUUGCUAGGUGAUAUCAACCCUCUUCUUGCAUAUUGGGUUGAAAAAGGCAAAAACAUUUGCAUUUAUGGGAGUGAAAACCUGCCAUGGAUCCAACAAUUCAGUGACUGCAUAACCAAGCUCAAACAACAAGGUCUGCAGCUAGAAACAAUAUAUGUUGGUUAUAGUAACCUCACUGAACAAAUAAAAAAUAUAAUGUCAAGUUCUACUGAGAUUAAUGAGAGUAGCCAACUUUCCUUUACAAAAAUGCAACUCUUCUGGAUUCGGUUGGCGAGUAUGAGAAGAUCGAAAAUCAGACUAGGAAAGACACCAAGUUCUGAUCAAGUUUUGGCAGAGUUAUCAGCAAUGCUUGACAUGAAUGAUAAAAAGGAAGGUUGGGCAGUGAUUGGAAGUUGUUGUAAAGAAGAUAAUAUUAUAAGGCUUCAAGGAAUGGUUUUGAUGGAUGUUUUAGGGAGAUUUGACGAGUGGGGUGAAGAUCUAGAAAGGUUUGGUUUGGUUGGUACUGCAAGAAAGUUCUUAGACCCUAACUUUGUUGUUGAAGGUCCUUGCAAUCACUCUUACAUGGUUUCAUCAAGUGAAGGUUCAACUCAAGGGAGUGUUGUAACUUGUCCAGUGUGCAACUGUCCUAUGAAGAAGUUUGUGGUGUAUCAACCAUGAUUGAUUAUCAUAAAAGACAAUUAAGAGUUGAAUUCCUUGGCUUUGUUAUUCUUAUAACCGUAAACUGUCUCUAGUUUCGGCCUAUGCUUGUUUUUGGUUGUUUUGUUUGUGGGGCCAAC